Molecule: messenger RNA, 3284 nt
Organism: Porites lobata
Lineage: Eukaryota; Metazoa; Cnidaria; Anthozoa; Scleractinia; Poritidae
Source: the annotation of a GenBank genome assembly
AUGUACAACCAAUUUGCUCUCCAACCAGAGGUGCUCUCCUUUCCGGAAUGUACCCUAUACAUACAGGUAAAAAUGCGUCGCGCAAAUUAAGCAUUACUGCCAUUACUUGCUCGGCUUUCUUAGCAUAGCUUGUUGUUUGUUGAAGUGUCAUCGCUGGGUACUAGCGAUUUUUUCUAACCGUUUAUCAAUGCCAUCGUUGAACUCAUUCCUCUGGUUUACGGAUAAUUUCUUUUCCGGGUAGGGGUAUUUACAAGUGAUUACGCUAAAAGCCAUGCAAGAGAGAAACCUCUGCUCGCAGGGUAAAAAUACUUCAGUUCAGUCCAGAGAAGAACUUGGUCAAUACCCAGCCUUCUUGACCUAACGCUUGGUCAUUAACUUUAUAACACUCUUUCAAAGCGAAUAUAUUGAUUGAUUGUAGGGUUACAGAGUGGAAUUAUACGAUCUAUGGAGCCAUAUGGACUUCCACUUAACAUCACCACCUUACCGCAGAAACUCAAAGAAGCAGGUAAGGACAAACUGACUUCAACAACCUUGUGCUCACUAGCUCCAUUUACUCCCAAAUGCUUGGCGUACUCAAUCAAUGAAAAUCGAUAUCCAGACUGCGUUCAGUCUCUUAUUUCUGUUUUUUAAAGUCGCAGUAGAUGGACAGCACGAGUGAGAAGAAGAGCAGUUCUUUUUCCUCUCUCUACGCCCAAAUCUCCCCUACUUUUAAUCAUUUGUAAUUUGCCGGCCUUAUUUUACUUUCUCGCUCGCCCUUGGCUCUAAGGAAAGAAGGACGACCACUCCCGAUCUAAUCGAUAUCAAUCGUUUUGCAAGUUAAUGGUUAUUGGAUUGAACUGAGUGAAGUGCAAUUUGGUCUGUAUCUGAUCGGACGGACGCGCAGCGUGACUAAAAAAAAAAAUAGUGGAUGAGGUUUUUGUGAUAUCCGGAGUAAUCAAGGUUAUUCCUUGAUUAUUUAGGAUAUCACAAAAACCGAAUCUAAUAAUAGUUUUAUUAUACAUCGCUUCGAAGAAAAAACGAGAAACACACUGUCGCAAGGAUGAAUUGAUAUAAUUGUUAUUGGAAUUAGUCAGCUAUCUGCUAGCAGAAAACUAAUUAAUCUGUUGUUACAUACGAGUGACAUGCGAAUAUAAGGGAAAAAAUGUUUUGCGCUACCUUGCGCUAAAUGGAAUGAUUCACUCAGGUUGCAUUUGAGACAUUAUUAAAAUUUGUUAUAAAUACAUCUUUGCAUGGUUUUUUAAAGCUACAUUUCUCAACAUUGUUUAAAAAGAUAGAAAAGGCAUUCAAAUGUUUCCGUAUGUUACUCACUUGACAAUCGUAUGCAUCCGUUAUCCUGCGUUGCAGCCGGCCCACGCACUCGUCUAAACCAUUUGUACAGUCAGUUUAUAGUCUAUAUAGAAGGUUUAGAGAGUCUGCGACGCAGGCUAGGAUCCGUAUGUUGCCUGCAUGUAUCCCUAUAUAACCCGUAAGUUUCUCGUAUGUAUUCACUUAGUAAAAGCGAAGUUAAGCUGUUUCAGGGUGUAACAAAUAUCGACGAAAUAUGGCUGUGUAAUGCUUUUCCGACCCGGGGCCAUCUUUACGCAUGAACACACAGGCAAUCACUGAUUUUAGCUGGUAACUUGGGAACAAAUAUACAUUUGCCAAUUAAAUUUUAACAAUUACCAUUGAAGAGUGGGACCAAAGGAUCCCAUUUCUUGUUUGUAGGAUUUUUUGUAGAUACUUGUUUGUAGGAUUCAAUUUUAUACACUUGUUUUUACAUUUUUAGCUGAGGGGUCCUGUUGCAGGUUCUACAACCCGCCUAGAUGUACUGUCUUUGGGCUCCACUAAAAACUAUAUUUCAAAAGCUUUAAAAUGCACUCAUUUUUAUUUCACAACAGGAUAUUCUACACAUAUGAUAGGAAAGUGGCAUCUGGGAUUCUGUAGCUGGUCAUACACUCCACUAUACCGUGGCUUCGAUUCAUUUUAUGGCAUAUACCUUGGCGCUGGAGAUCAUUACACACACGAGACAGCCGGAAUUCUUGACCUACAUGAUAACGAAACGCCUGUAGAAAAUAAAGACGGAGUUUAUUCUACGUAUCUUUACGCUGAGGUUUGGAAUAACAAUAGAUUCUUAUUUAUUCUUAUUAUUUUUUCGUUUAGCUAUUUCACCUACCUGAUCAUACGGAGAAAAGAAAUGUAGUACUUUUUACCGCAAAAAAAUCUUCUGGAUCUUGACUGUCGACUGUCAUUUUUUUUUUUGUGACAAAUGUAUGAGAGCUGCGGAAAUGAAAUCAAGUGAAGAAUGGUCCUCGCAGUUCUGAACGCACUUUAUGCAAUUGCGUAAGAGAAGCCCGAAAAAAAUUCACGACUUCCACGUGAUUUGUACCCGUGACCUAGCGAUACCAUUGCGACGCUUUAACCAACUAAGCUAUGAAGCCACUGAUGUUGGGAGCAGGUCAUAUGUUCUGCAUCGCGAGGUCACGGGUUCAAAUCCCGUUGAAGUCCUGAAUUUUUUUGAGGCUUCUCUUACGCAAUUGCAUAAAUUGCGUUCACAACUGCCAGGAUCAUUCUUCACUUGACAAGAUAUUAUUGUUGAUUAGUCAGGAGAGGAAAACAUUAAGGAACAGGACAGGAAACAGUUCCAAUACAUGAAAGUUAAUAGAUAGAAUAAUAGAAUUUAAUAGAUAUGAAUACAUAUUUUAUCUUGACCUGGCCCCAACACAGUAAAGUGGAUGUCAAUUUCGAGCCCUUUUUAUUUGCAGCAAGCACAGAAGGUUAUUGAAUCCCACAAUGCCUCGACACCAUUGUUUUUAUAUCUACCAUUUCAAAGCGUCCAUACUCCUCUGGAAGUUCCCACCGAGUACACGGAAAAGUACGAAAACAUCACAGAUGAUGACAGAAAAAUCUAUGCAGGAAUGGUUGAAAAUGUUGAUGAAGCAAUAGGAAAUAUAACAGAGGCUAUGAAGACAGCUGGGUUAGUAGAUAAUAAGUAGAGAUCUAGACCUGUCAAAUAAACACAUCCAUUUAUUUGACAUCAAAAUUACAUUACGGCACCCAUAAGAAUUUGAAGUACCCAUUCGUAAUAAGCCCUUAGGGGUACGGAAGCAGAGAUGAUAAGUAAAUUCCAGGGGAGAAACAAAAGGAAAUACGAUAUUAAUCCCUGGGGGAACCCUUUACUUGUCAUUCCGAUAAGGGGUGUAAAUCGCUAAAUGUUGGUCUCACUUUGGAAGUUUUUCAUUAAAAGCAAAUAUUUUUUACCCUCACAGAUACAACUUAGGUUUGUGCGGAACGAAAUCGCCAUAUAA